This is a messenger RNA of Heteronotia binoei (common prickly gecko), 1707 nucleotides long. RefSeq names its product dual specificity phosphatase 12 (gene DUSP12). The record is from RefSeq and is a predicted model, not a curated record. Gene Ontology annotation, biological process: protein dephosphorylation. The coding region runs from base 121 to 1422 and encodes 433 amino acids. Gene Ontology annotation, cellular component: nucleus. The transcript has 6 exons. Lineage: Eukaryota; Metazoa; Chordata; Lepidosauria; Squamata; Gekkonidae. Gene Ontology annotation, molecular function: protein tyrosine/serine/threonine phosphatase activity.
GGGCCACGCCCCUUAACCACGAGCCGCCUCUCUCGCCACGAUUGGGCGGAAGAGGAAGUUGCGUCAAGGAGGCUUUCCCCAAUGUGGCGGCGAUCGACGGGGUGAGGUGCGGGCGUUGCCAUGGUGCCGGUGCUUCCAGGCCUGUUCUUAGGCAGCGGCCUAAAGGACGCCGAAGAGGCCGGGAAAGGAGUCGUGACGGCGGUGUUGUUGGUGGACUUGGAGCCGCCCAGUUAUGCCGAAGCCGAGCUGGAGGCCGUGCUGCGCGUCCCGCUGCUGGAUGAGCCCCAAAGCGACCUGCUGAGCCGCCUGGACGCAUGCGCGGCCUUCAUCAGCCGAGCGCGGGAGAGGGGAGGCUGCGUCCUGGUGCGAUGUUAUGCCGGGGUCAGCCGAAGCGUUGCUGUGGUUACCGCUUAUUUAAUGAAAAUUAAUCAUCUCCCUUUUGAAGAGGCCUAUGCCUUCGUCCGAUCCCUCAGGCCAGAAGCUGAAAUGAACGAAGGUUUUGAGUGGCAACUGAAACUCUAUGAAAAAAUGGGUUGUGAAGUUGAUGUAACCAGCGCCCUUUACAAGCAGUACCGUUUGCAGAAGGUCACAGAGAAAUACCCUGAGCUACGAGACCUGCCACGGGACGUCUUUGCAGCUGACCCGAGUGUCGGACGCCAGGCUCCAAGUCAUGAAGCUCUGUAUAAGUGCAGGAAGUGCAGGUGCGGUGAGUUGUUGGGGAGCGAAAGUCUGGUUGCAAGUGCGAUGCACCAAGUGGAAGGGCGAGGCGCGGAGGGAGCGAGACAGAGGCAGCAGCCCGCUGCGAUUCCGGCGGCUUUGAGAGAAGCACCUUCAGCUGAGGGCUUGGCUGACCACUAUGAGAAGCAAAGAGUCACCGUCUGCGGCGACAGUAUGAUCUUUUGGGCGGCCCACUGGGCGAACAGGAAGCCCACAGGUUCCCAGUUGGGGCUGCAUGAGUUGGCGUCAGUUGAGUGGUUGGGGCGACAGGACUUGAGGUGGCUCGGCCUCCUCCCCUUGCUGUUCAAGGAGAGGAGGGGCCCCCCACCUCACGUCUUGUUGAUCCACCUGGGCGGAAGCGAUCUCGGCCUGGUGAAAGGGAAGGGCCUGGCGAUUCAGGCAAAGGCCGACUUGGCGCUCAUCAGGAGCAGGUGGCCCGGCGUGGAGAUCGUGUGGUCCGCUAUAUUGCCGCGCCGCGACUGGAGCAGCGUGGGAGACCCGAAAUGUUUAGAGAGGGCCCGCUUGAAGGUAAACAGAGAACUCAGGAAGGCAAUGGCGGAUGGAUUGGGCCAUUUCUUGCCUCACCCCGGGAUACGAGCGAACUUGCCUGACCUGUAUAGCGGAGGUGGAGUACUUCUGUCGGACAAGGGCAACGAUAUAUUUCUGGAGGAUUUGCAGCACGGGCUUCAGGAGGCCUUAGGCUGACCGGCGGGCGCAGGGUCCUACAUGCAUCCAUCGAGCACCAUCCAGAACCUACCCUGUUAGGAGUCAAGGGGCCCGUCAAGCUCGGCCUUCGGGUUUUGCAGCCCAGGGCAGGGUAUGUGGGCUGCCUUUGGGACCGCACUGGCUAGGCUGCUUCCCUCUUAAGUUUUGUGGCUUGGAGGGGAGCACUUCAGGGCGACGCCCAGCCUUGUCCUAUUUUCCCCUCAGGGCUGGCCCUUGCCCCAAAAGAUGUGAAUUGUAAAUAAAGUGGCCCUUUGUUAAACCCAA